AUGAAAGCCGACACAAUGGAAACUCGUGUUCGUGCUAUGGUGAAACGAUUAUUGCAGGUUGCUGUGAAUGAUUCUGCUCCUUUUGCUGCCGGAAUUCUCGUUUUGGUUUCGAAGUUGGCCGAGGAACGUCCUAAUGUGAUAAUGCUGAAACGGUUAUCAUCCAUGGCAGAACUUCAAUCUCCAAAAUCUGCUGCGACAGCAGUCAAUGAGGAUGAUGAUGAAGAAAUCUACGUAGAUUUGGACGAUGAAGGGAAGCCGAUUAAACCAAUUAAGUCGGAGAUUGUUAAAAAAGAAGUAGAAAAUGAUGUGAAACCUGACAAGGAUAAACUUCAAAAGGCUGGCGGCGGUAAAAAUGGUCAAGGAUGGGUCCAUAAAAACAAUCAAGCACAUCGUGGAGCGAUUUCCAUUUACUCGAGUGAGGCGAGAAAUCCUCUGAAAGCUAUCACUUCCACAAAGAUUAUUCGAAGAAAAGUUUACGAUCCAUGGGGUGUCAAAAAGUUGAAGAUCGCUUCUCGGGAGUAUUUGAUGAAAAAACAAGAAGAAAUUCCCGCAGAUGAACGCUUCCUGCAUCGCUUUGCUACACUCAAAUUUCAACCAAAAGAAGCUGAUAAGACCAAAGACGAAGAUUGGGAUGAGAUUGGAAGUGUUAACAGCGAGGAAAUGGAUCGUUUGCUUGAAAAACGUAAAGAGAAACCACAAAAGCGUAAAGCCGAAGAAUCCGAUGGCGAAGACGAUGAUCUACUCGAGGAUGGACUGAGUGAAGAUGAAGAUGGUGGAGACGAAGAUGAUGUUGAGGAUGAAGAUGAGGAUGACUGGGAUGAUGAGGAUGUCGAAAUGGAAGGCGACGAAAGUGAUGAGGAAGAUGAUGGUGGUCUUUUCUCUCGAAAAACUAGCAAGAAAAAGGGUGGCAUGGAUGAUGAGUCCGAUGACGAAGACUUUGGUGAUGCGGAUGCGUUUGUUUCGGCUGAUCGGUUUGCCGAAAUGCUGGAAGAAGGUGGUGAAGAUGAGGUCAACAAGAAAAUUCGAAAGAAGAUCAAGAAACCGAAAGGAUUUAAAAAGCGUCGU
Mesorhabditis belari is the source of this 1065-nucleotide messenger RNA. NCBI's taxonomy places the organism in Eukaryota, Metazoa, Nematoda, Chromadorea, Rhabditida, Rhabditidae. The record is from the annotation of a GenBank genome assembly.